This is a messenger RNA of Perognathus longimembris pacificus (Pacific pocket mouse), 3485 nucleotides long. It is a transcript of the gene Stam2, whose product is annotated as signal transducing adaptor molecule 2. The record is from RefSeq and is a predicted model, not a curated record. Gene Ontology annotation, cellular component: endocytic vesicle. Bases 125 to 1705 code for a protein of 526 amino acids. Gene Ontology annotation, biological process: signal transduction. The transcript is spliced from 14 exons. NCBI's taxonomy places the organism in Eukaryota, Metazoa, Chordata, Mammalia, Rodentia, Heteromyidae. Gene Ontology annotation, molecular function: phosphatidylinositol binding; ubiquitin binding.
GGGCGGAAGUGCGGGUUCGGCAGCCCCGUCCCAGCCGUCAAGGAAGCCACGGCGGGCCGCCCGGCGGGAAGCAGCUGCCGAGCCGUAGCCAGACCUCAGCCAGCGGGGCCCGGGCGCCGGCGAGAUGCCUCUGUUCAACACCAACCCAUUCGAGCAAGACGUGGAAAAGGCCACAAAUGAGUACAACACCACAGAAGAUUGGAGUCUUAUUAUGGACAUAUGUGACAAAGUUGGAAGCACUCCUAAUGGAGCAAAGGAUUGCCUAAAAGCCAUAAUGAAAAGGGUAAAUCAUAAGGUUCCUCAUGUUGCUCUACAGGCGCUAACUCUUCUUGGGGCUUGUGUGGCAAACUGUGGAAAGAUAUUUCAUUUAGAAGUAUGUUCCCGUGAUUUUGCAACAGAAGUACGUGCUGUGAUAAAAAAUAAGGCUCAUCCUAAAGUAUGUGAAAAGCUGAAGUCUUUAAUGGUGGAUUGGUCAGAAGAAUUUCAGAAGGACCCUCAGUUUAGUCUAAUAUCUGCAACUAUUAAAUCUAUGAAAGAAGAAGGAAUUACUUUUCCUCCAGCAGGUUCUCAAACUAUAUCAGCCACUGCCAAGAAUGGUACGUCAUCAAGCAAAAACAAAGAAGAUGAAGACAUAGCUAAAGCUAUUGAAUUAUCAUUGCAAGAGCAGAAACAACAGUACACAGAGACAAAAUCUUUAUAUCCAACUGCAGAAAUUCCAUUAAAUAAUAAGACUGCACGGAUUGUGAGAGCUUUAUAUGAUUUUGAAGCUGUUGAGGACAAUGAGCUCACCUUUAAACGUGGCGAAAUUAUUAUUGUUUUGGAUGACAGCGAUGCCAAUUGGUGGAAAGGAGAGAAUCACAGAGGAACAGGGCUUUUCCCAUCUAAUUUUGUAACAGCUAAUUUGUACCUCGAGACAGAGGCAGCACCUGUGGACAAAUUGAAUGUAAUUGAUGAUGAUGAUGAUGAUGAUGAUGAUGAUGAAACUGAGGAUUCAGAGGCUGAGUCCAUUUAUAUAGAUGAGGAUAAAAUGGAUAGAGCCCUACAAGUACUUCAGAGUAUAGAUCCAACAGAUUCGAGGCCAGACUCUGAAGACCUUUUGGAGUUAGAAGAUAUCUGCCAACAGAUGGGCCCAAUAAUAGAUGAAAAACUCGAAGAGAUUGAUAGGAAGCAUUCCGAACUGUCUGAGUUGAAUGUAAAAGUUUUAGAAGCCCUAGAACUAUAUAACAAGUUGAUGAACGAAACCCCAGUCUAUUCUGUUUAUUCAAAGCUUCAUCCUUCGGCACAUUACCCAUCUGUGUCAGCGGGGGUUCCAGUGCAGGCAUAUCCAGUUCAAUCACAUGGUGGAAACUAUAUGGGUCAAAGCACUCACCAAGUAAGCUAUGGCCUAGGACCAGACCAUAUUGGUUCACUAAGAUCCCUUCCUCCAAAUGUAAAUUCUUCAGUAACAAUCCAUCCUGCUCCAACUCCAUAUUUAAGCACUGGACAAGACACUGUUUCCAAUCCUGCUUACCUGAGCCUGAACUCUAAUCUUCAAUCAGUUACUGGUACAGCUGCAUACGCACAGCAGAUGGGGAUGUCUGUGGACAUGUCAUCUUACCAGAACACUGCUUCUAAUUUGCCACAGCUAGCAGGCUAUCCAGUGGCCGUGCCUGCUCAUUCAGUUGCACAACAACCCACAAGUUAUCAUCAGCAACCUCUCCUUUAGAGAUACAAAAGCAUCUUCUUAGAAGUCUUCUUCAUGUGGGUAUUCACUCAGUCCUCAUAGGUCUAAUCUGAAAAUAUCAUAAAAGCUGUUUUCCUCUCAACUCAAAAGGACCAUGAAUAAAUAAAGCACAAAAACCUGUCUUACUCUGAAGGCUAUAAAAGGUUUUGGUUUUUAAAUCCAGUUUAUUCAAAGUCAGCCUGUUUAAGAGGCAGUUUAAAGAUGCUUCCAUGGGCUGGGAGCCUGGCUUAAAGAGAGGGCCUAUCUAGCAAGCAAGAGGCCCUGAGUCCCACCAUAAUUAAAAAGAAAAAAGAUAUGCCUCCAGGUAGCUUUGUUUUCUUUACAAAUCUCAAUAUAAAUCAGGACACUAAAUACUAUGAGAGGAAAGUAAAAUUUUUACUUUGAAGAGACCAUUGUUUUCCUCUAAAAUGUGGUUUUAAGAAUACUAAAGACCUUUAAAUUUUUUUUUGUCUGAAUAUUUUUUUCAGUUUCUCUCACACUAUUAUCUUAAAAGGCAAGCAUCUUUUUGCACUUAGCUUGCCAACAUACUUCCUUUUGGUUUCUUAAAUUGCAGUUGUGUUUGCUGUCCUGUCAGUUUUGCUCCCAGUGUUAGGUUGAGUAAUAAUUAGCAUAUAAUUGUCUACAGAAUCAAGAGCAAUUUGGAAGGAACAAAAAUGUUUCAUGUUUUCAACAGCGAAAACCAUGUAUAUGCAGAUGUGUGAUAAAGCUUUUUGCCAGCGAUGUCCUUAACAACAGUGCCAACAGUGGGCUAAGGAAUGUCCCACAAAACAUUCCUAGUCCCUGAGAAAAAAAAUGUUUCCUUUUCUAUAAAGGUCCCCGGUAUUUAGAAUUGCCACUAAUGACCUUUUCAAGUGACUUUGGCCAUUAUCUAAUGAAGAUACAGUCCAUUUGUUUUCUUUCCUGCAUGGGCAGAGAUGCUGCAUUUCCUUUCUAGGGAUUAUAUGUGAAUUUGAGCCUGGAAACAUUCCUAAUAAUGAGAUGGCAUACAAACCAAGAAUGAAUAAGUGUUACUGGUGCGUUAUUUUAUUUUUUAAAGAAGGAUUCAAAACCUUUACUAAGCUGUCAUCGUGUCAAGUUAUUAUUAAGAAAUUUGUCCGUUCCUUUCAGAAAUAAUUCUGUGCUUUUGGAGUCAUAGCAGGUUAUGAUUUAGUAGAAAAUAAUGGACUGUAAGAAAAUGGUCAAGGCAAUCUUUUCUGAAGCCCAUGUGUUUUACAUUAGUUUAUAGCAUUACUAGAUUCCAUAUACUGUAGAGGUUGGUAGUAAACUUUCUCCAAAAAUUUGCACACUACUUUAUCCUACCAACUUUUUUACAUAACUCAAAAUAAAAAAAUACAUAUUUAGAUUGGGAAAAAUAAUAAGCAUAGUUUGAUUUUUUUAAAAAAAGUUAUACUUUUUGCAUGGGUGGAAAGUUUGUACAUUUGUUUUUUAAAAGAAAGCACUCUUUCUACUAAGAAUCCAUUUAAAGGUAGUUCUGAAAAUGUUGUCAUUUAUUUAUGCAUAUUUGGUUACAAGUAUGUUCCUUUUUCAAAGAAACUUUAUUCCAAAACAAAAUAGCUGUAUAUAGUAUUUGAUGUACAUGUAAAGGGAAAGCAAGCAGUAUUUCCAAGCCUAGUUUCUGUCUUAUUUUCAGAUCAAGUAACUGAAAAGGAAGUUUUAACUUCUAACAUGUUCUGUUUUUCCUCCUUCCAUGUGAAUUCAGUUAUGUAUAAUUUUUUUUCCAAAAUGGCACCUUACUUUUUUGAAAACAGAUCUUCUGUUCUUU